UGCUUAGGAUAAAACACGAAAUGUUUAGAAAUUGAGAAACACUUUUACGAUUGCCGGCAGGCAAUUAAUAUAGUGCGUUAGUCAAAUCAAAAAGAUUCUCCGCCUUCGUAACUGUAGACUACUGUUUGUUUUUGGGAGUGUGCUGAAUAUGGAGAUGGAUAUGAAAAUUGAAGAAUUUGUUUCAAUAAAAGAGGAGGAUAUCACUUCGAUAAAAGUGGAAGAAGUUAUGAUUAACGAUACCCUGACGGGUACCGAAAGUGAACCGCUAGUCACGACUAUCAAUGGCCAAAGUUCCAGUAAGGUUACACUGGACGGUUUGGGCGUCCCAAAACAAGAAACUGCAGAAGACAACACUGGUAAAGGCGAUAAAACAGAAACGACUACUUCGGAGCUUGCAGCUGAUGUUGCUGGGACUGUAGUUAAAACUUCCAGCCAUGUCGACGGAUUGGAAACAAGUCACACGAAAGACAACCAGCCUGAAACCCAGCCGAAGCACAUUUGCGAUAUCUGCGGCAAAGAAUACAAAACAAGAAUCGUUCUCCGAAUGCACAAGAGGUCACAUGCCGUUGAACAAACGUACACGUGCGACAUUUGCAGUGAAGAUUUCUCCACUAAACUCAAACUAAAAUACCAUUCGGCGAUACAUAUCGAAGAGAAAAACUUCCACUGUGAUACAUGCGGCAAAAGUUUUGCGCUGAAAAUACAACUGCGGGUCCAUCUGCGGCAACACAUCAAGCAGCGCCCGCAUGAGUGUGUGAUUUGCGGAAAAGCCUUCCGAAUUCGGUGUCAUCUCACGAGGCACAUGCGCAAUCACACCGCUGAGCGGUCGUUCAAAUGCGACAUCUGCGGAGGGGCGUACAAAACGGCCAGUAAUCUGACCGAGCACACGAAAAUCCACACGUCCAGCGUGGAUGAGCAGCUAAAGUGCGCCACCUGUGGGAAGGGCUUUAUAUUUCGCUACGCCCUCGUGGAGCAUAUGCGAACGCACACCAAUGAGCGACGGUUUAAAUGCGACAUCUGCGGCAUGGGAUUCAAGACGAUUAGAGGAAUGAAGAAUCACCGGAACAACCACACAGCCGUCACGCUUGUGCUCAUCAAGUGUGACAUCUGUGGAAAAGGAUACAAGACGAGAUCGUCUCUUGCGAGGCACAAGAGAACUCACAGCAGGGGUCAGCUUUUCAAGUGUGACGUCUGUAGUAAAACUUUUACCGUAAUCGACACUCUAAACAGUCACAAAAUAAUACGUCAUUCAAAGUUGGAAAAAAAUUUCAAAUGUGAAAUUUGCGGUAAAGAGUACGUUUUGGAUGAGCAACUGAAGAGACACAUGCACACCCACAACGCGGAUCGGUCCCACAAGUGCGCGAUUUGCGGCAAAGGAUUCCGAAUCAGUUCUCAACUGGCAAAGCACGUGGAACGUCACGGCGAUGAACGGCUCUACAAAUGCGACAUCUGCGAGUCGGCGUUCAAAUCAUUCUGCGAUCUAAGCAACCAUAAAACCAACCUUCACACCCUGCACGGGAAAAAACCUUACGAAUGCGACGUCUGUGGAUGCGCGUACAAAACACGUGGCGGUUUAAUGUUUCACCGGAAGCUGCAUUCGUCGGUUGAUCGGAAAGCUUUCGAGUGUUCGUUGUGCCAUAGGCGGUACGGUCAAAAGAGCAGUUUGACUUCGCAUGUAAGAAAGGCACAUCCCGCGGAGCGGGUGUGCGACAAUGGUGUGGCAGGUACCGAUCGAUUAAUCGAAAACGACGGUUUAAUCCUUACAAAGUAACCACAUCAUGCUAGGAACUUACCAAUUUAAUAAUAAUUUGUGUUUAAAUUACACAAUACA
Sabethes cyaneus is the source of this 1831-nucleotide messenger RNA. Its product is annotated as zinc finger protein 665-like. Gene Ontology annotation, cellular component: nucleus. The coding region runs from base 149 to 1771 and encodes 540 amino acids. The transcript has 2 exons. NCBI's taxonomy places the organism in Eukaryota, Metazoa, Arthropoda, Insecta, Diptera, Culicidae. The record is from RefSeq and is a predicted model, not a curated record.